AUGUCCCGCGAAUUCGAGCUCGUCUUCGAGCGUGCCAACGACGAGGACUCGCAAUUUCGCCUCGGCAACCAGCUAGACGACGACAGUAACCUGGACGUCCAACGACCGCGCAUCACAGGAUAUGACCGAGAGAGCGACGCUGCUCGCAUGGCCGUGCACGGACACCUGACGACCGUCGUCCACGACUUCGAGAAGGAAGGCAGCGACGUGCCGCCGCGCGUCGGCACAGGAAUGGACAAAAGGAAUGAUACUGGGAUCCGGAAGUUGUCGCCAUCGCUGCAAGCGGGACUGAGUGGUACCACCAGAGGAGUUGUACUGUGGAAAACACGCGCGGCGGUUCUGCUCAAGCGCUGUCCGCACGACGACGGACAAUUCCUCGUUCAUGUUAGCUUGCGGUACAAGAUCUCGCCGUUUGCUGAUUUCAAGGAGACGGUGCUGAACGCGCUGGCCGUUCUACCUCAGGAUGACCCCAUAAUCUUCGAUCCAAAUUACCCAAGCACCCCGUCCGCGGUUCACAAGAGCAGCAGUCUUGCGGUUGCUAAAGAGACGUUGAGCCAGGAGUUUCGGGUCAAAUUUCAGCAGUCCUUGGAUCACGGGCGCGAUGACAACGCUUUCGAGGAAGAAGAGGAACCUUUCAUCGCCAUUGAGGAAUAG
This is a messenger RNA of Lasiodiplodia theobromae, 654 nucleotides long. RefSeq lists its product as uncharacterized. NCBI's taxonomy places the organism in Eukaryota, Fungi, Ascomycota, Dothideomycetes, Botryosphaeriales, Botryosphaeriaceae. The transcript is spliced from 2 exons. Bases 1 to 654 code for a protein of 217 amino acids. The record is from RefSeq and is a predicted model, not a curated record.